Molecule: messenger RNA, 2487 nt
Organism: Adineta steineri
Lineage: Eukaryota; Metazoa; Rotifera; Eurotatoria; Adinetida; Adinetidae
Source: the annotation of a GenBank genome assembly
AUGGCUACUAGUGAAUCCUUAAAUACAAGACGACAGAAUCUUCUUCCAAGCGAAGUUUCAGAUAAUAAAGAAGAUGUUCAAUUGAUUUGGCUUGAUGAAAAUAUGAAUGAUUCAGAUGAUUAUCUUCUUACUCAAACAAUGUUAACUGAACUCAACUCAGCUGUUCAGUUUUAUUCUUAUUUUGAUCGAUGUCUCGAUUUAAUCAAAUCAAUCAAACAUGAACAAAUCUUUCUGAUUGUUUCAGGUGCUUUUGCUCAACAAAUACUUUUACAAACUCACCAUUAUCGAUCUUUAGUUGCUAUAUUUAUUUUUUGUUCUAACGAUCAACAUUAUAAAUCAUUAAUGGAAGAAUAUAAGAAAAUUAUUGGAAUAUUUACUGAUCAAGAUGAAUUAUUAAUAUCAAUUCAAGAAAAAAUGAAUCUAGUCGAAAAACAAACAUUAACAUUUAGUCUUUUUGAUCAAAAACAAAAAUCAUUAGAAGAUUUAUCACAAGAAACAGCAUCAUUUCUAUUGCAUCAAAUGUUAAUUUAUGUUCUAAAACAAAUAUCACAAGAUGAACAAUCAAAAAAACAAAUGCUCGAUAUGUGUCGUGAUUAUUAUAAAAAUAAUAAACAAGAAUUAAAGAAAAUUGAAGAAUUUGAAAGUACUUAUACUCGUGAAAAAGCAAUUGAGUGGUAUACAGAUGAAUGUUUCCUUUAUAAACUAUUAAAUAAAGCACUUCGAACUGAAGAUAUUGAUUUACUCUUUACUUUUCGAUUCUUUAUUAUUGAUUUAUGUUCAGCUAUUGAACAAGAAAAUCAACUUUCAAAAAAAAAAGGAAUAUUAACUUUGUAUCGUGGAACACAAAUUCAAAAAGAAGAAUUUGAAAAAAUAAAAGAAAACAUUGGUAAAACUAUUUCAACAAAUGGAUUUUUAUCAACAUCGCGAAAUAUCAAUGUAUCACUUAAGUUUAGUCAGAUCAAUGCUGAAUUAAAUGAUUAUGUAUCGGUCCUGUUUCAGAUUAAAGUGAAUACAUUACUGAAAACAGUAGUUUUUGCUCAUGUUGGAAAUAAAACUCGGAUGAAAGGUGAAGAAGAAGUUCUUUUUAAUCUCAAUUCACUCUUUAAGAUUGUUUCUGUCUGUUUUGAUUCUAAACUUACUGUAUGGAAAAUAGAAUUGAAUGUAACUGAUAAAGGUGCAGUAAAAGCUGAAGAAUAUCUUUCAUUAUUGAAACAACAGAUGCAAGAAUACACAUCACUCAUUUAUUAUGGUCGACUUCUCUUGUAUGAAUUAGAUCAAGUGGAUCGUGCAGGAAAAUAUUUUAAUAUGUUAUUGAAAUCACUUCCACAUGAUCAUCCUGAUAUUGCAGCUGUUUAUAAUAAUAUUGGUAUAAUACAUGAGAGGAGAAAGGACUUUAAUUUGGCAUUGAAAAACUAUGAGAUAGCUUAUAAGAUGCGUCGAAAACAACUACCUUCAAAUCAUCCUCAUAUUGCUGGUUCACUCUACAAUAUUGGUUGUAUUUAUAAAGAAAAAGGUGAUUUUAACACAGCACUCAAUUAUUUUCAACAGGGUUUAACGAUUCAGGAAAGCUUAUAUUUAGGCUAUAAUCUACAAAAAGCAAUUAUAAUCGAAAGUAUUGGGAUAGUAUACACAAAUAAAGAAGAUUUCGAUACGGCUCUUACUUAUUUGUUUCGUGCUCUCAAGAUGUAUAAACAUGUUCUCCCUGAUCAACAUUCUUAUAUAGCAAAAUGUCUCGGUUCAAUAGGAUAUGCUCAUGAGAAGAAAGGUAAUUUAAAUAUUGCUCUAAAUUAUUAUCAACAACGACUAAAUAUGGAAGAACAAUAUUUACCAUUCGAGCAUUCAAAUCUUUCAAUUCAUCUCGGUUCGAUCAUCCGUACUUAUAAAAAGGUGAAUGAGAUUGAUAAAGCCUUAGACUUGUAUCAACAAAUACUUCUUAUUCAAAAAACUCAAUUAGGCGAAAAUCAUCCUCGUAUUGCUCAAACAUUAAUGAUCAUGGCUGAUUUAAUUGAGGACGACAAUUCAAACGAAGCAUUACAAUACUAUGGACGAGCUCUAUCUGUAUUAAAGAAUUGCACACCAUCUGAUUAUCAACUCAUUUCUGAAUGUUUGACAUCAAUGUCUUGUGUAUAUUCCGUUUGUGAUAUGAGAGAAGAUGCAUUACGAUGUGACCUUAAAGCACUUGAACUCUAUCGUCAAACAUUGUCUUCUGAUCACACUAACAUCGCAAACAGCUUAAGAAAUAUUGGCAUAGAUUAUGAAAAAAUGAACAACUUAUCCGAAGCACUUCGUUAUUUUAAUGAAAGUCUUUCGAUGUAUCAAGCUAAUUAUGGACCAGAACAUGAAAAGGUGAAGAGAGGCAAAGCAGACAUUGCCCGAUUGAAAAAGAAACAAUUGUCACCAUCAUCUCAUAUAAAGAAGAAUAAAAAAAAUUCAGACAAUAAGAAAUCGUCUACUGUCGUUAAUAGUAGAGCGUGUUUAAUUCAAUGA